AAAGCAUCCAAACCAAAAAAGAACAAUAUAAAAGGAAGACAAAUUUCAUAAAAUUCCAUAGGAAAAGAAAAAGAAGAGAAAUGCUGAACAUCACAAAUCUUCCACAACACUUCUUACCUUUAUUCAAACUCUCUUCUUCUCUUUCCAUUUUCUUCCUCUACUUCUUCUACAAUAUUUUCCUACAUAAUAACCACCUUGUUAAAGCUCAUGUUUUUAUCUACGCAGGUUGUUCACAAGACAAAUAUCAACAAAAUUAUCCUUUUGCUCCAAGCUUAAACUCUCUACUAUCCUCACUAGUUAGUUCUUCUUCUCAAUCUCUUUACAAUAGUUACGCUAUUGGAAAUGACAGUUCAGCCCCUCAAGAAUCGUCUAUUUACGGUUUGUAUCAAUGUAAUGGUGACCUACAAUUAAGAGACUGUUCAACAUGUGUGGCGAGUGCAAUUGGCCAAAUGAACAUAGUUUGUCCCUAUAAUUUUGGUGCUAUUUUGCAAUUAGAUGGUUGUUGUGUUAGAUACGAACACAAAGAUUUUCUUGGAAAACCUGACACCAGUUUAAGGUACAACAAGUGUAGCAAGACUCAACUACGAGGAGACGGAGAGUUCAUUAGGCACAGAGAUAAUGUUCUUGCUGGAUUAAUGCAAGGUAGUGGUGGAGCAACGGGUUUUAAGGCUAGCAGUUCGGGUUCGAUACAAGGAUUUGCUCAGUGUUUGGGUGAUUUGAGUCCAGAAGAUUGUUCUGCUUGUGUUUCUGAAGCUGUUAUGAAGAUGAAGGACAUGUGUGAUGCUGCUGCUGCUGCUGAUGUUUUUUUGGCUCAGUGUUAUGCUAGAUACUGGCUUUCCGGCUACUAUCAUUCCUCCAAUCCAUCUAAUGAUGAUGAAGUAGGGAAAACAGUGGCAAUAAUCGUAGGAGUAUUAGCUGGUAUUGCUGUUUUCAUCGUUCUCCUCUCUGUUUGCCGCAAAUCUUUAGGUUAAAAAAAGAGAAGGGAAGCUUACGCAUGGUUCAAUGAGGUGAAACCUGAACUUCUGUGGGUUCAUAUGUUAGGACCAAUUUAUAAUGAGUUCCACUUUUUCUUUUUCUUUUUUAUUAAUUUAUUAAAUGCAAAUUGUUAGGUGUAUGAACUUCUAUUUUGUUUAUUAGGAGCUAUCAUGAAUUCCAUUUACCCUAGUUAAUUUAUAUUAGACACAAACUUUUGAUAACA
Capsicum annuum is the source of this 1198-nucleotide messenger RNA. Its product is annotated as plasmodesmata-located protein 8. The transcript has 4 exons. Gene Ontology annotation, cellular component: plasmodesma. The record is from RefSeq and is a predicted model, not a curated record. The coding region runs from base 81 to 971 and encodes 296 amino acids. NCBI's taxonomy places the organism in Eukaryota, Viridiplantae, Streptophyta, Magnoliopsida, Solanales, Solanaceae.